UAAGACGCGCGCUUGUCAGGUAAGUGACGUUGCGCCGACAGCAACGACGGCGCUACGGCAGUGGCGUGAUGGCAGCGGCGCAAGUUUGCCGCCCGGUGGUUUCGUCGACGCGCCCGCAGCGGCUGUGGCCCAACGGCGUACGAAGUCGCCAUCCAACGCACCGGACGCACGAUGCCGUCGACGCGGGAGCGUGGUGCAGCAGCCGCUAAACGCCCUCGUCGGGCGACAGCUGCUGCUGCGGAAUUCCAUGUUGCGUGUUGUACGCCUCGCAGCGGCGCGUGCCGUCGGUGAUGUGUACGCAGUGGUCCAUGACUGCGGGGGCGCACGUGAUCGCGCUUGUAAGCGCGCCGGAACGCGCCGAGCGUGUGAUUCUUCCUCGCCUCGGCCCGCCGCCGACACCGAUACAACCGAUAUUCACCGCGCUUCGCUGGCAUCGCUGACGCAACGGCCCCACUGAUGCUGCGGCGGAAUCGCAGCGCGCUGCCGAUAAGGAAGCUCGACCCCGAUAGAGGCGUCAGCACGAAGUCCACGCCGGGUCGAGGAUGGAUAAACUUGCGCUCGCCGGGCGUGCGAUGAGUAUAUGACUGCGCAGGGUCACGGGCGCCCCGAUUAGCGGAGCUCCGAUGGCUUGUCCCGCGAAGCCGCCCGCCCUCGGCCGGCGGGCGAAGGUCGGCGUCAAGACUCCCCGCGGAGAUCAGCUGCUCGAUCUUGAUCUGGAUCUGCCACUGUGCACCAUCAUCGAUGACGUGUGCCAGCGAGUGGGCAUCGCCGACCCCGACUGCUACGCGAUCAAGUACGACGGCAGUGAAGUGUACGUCUUCGACGCCAACAAGCUGGACAUCAGGAACGGAGACAUGCUCCAGCUUGUGCGGAUGCCGAUGAACAGGAACGAUGUCAUCGAGAAGCUGGCCGCCGGCACGCCGGACGAGAAAGCGGAAGCCCUGCAGGCGCUGCUGAUCCUCGCCGCGGAUCCCGACUCCGCCGUCAGGUUCAUCGCCUACGACGGUCACAAUACCAUUGUCAACUGGAUUGAAGCCGGUGUGUACAAAGGAAGCAUGCUUUGCCGAGCGCUUCUGUGCCUUCAGGGUCUGAUCGAUCAUUGCCUGAUAACGUGGGAGAUACUUUCGACCAAGUGCUUGAGCAGGAUACUGAAGGAGACGAACUGUGCUAACGGUACGGAUUGGAAUAAUGUAGAAGUUUUUCUCAGUGUGCUUGAAUGUGUGGUUACUAGUAACGCGGCUGCGUACGAAACGGUUUUCAUGGGCAUGCCCUGGGAGAGGUACGCGUUGCUGAUGCAAGAAGGGUCAGUGGUCGUCAUGAGGAACUGCGUCAUGUUAUUGAACGCGCUCUUCGCCCAAGGCAACCCUGGUCACAGAGACGCCCUUAAGAAUGCCAUUGGUAACUGGAAGAUAAAGAGCGUUGUGUGGACUAGGCUGACAAACUACGGACAAGUGGAUUCGGAGUUGGCGCGCGCUCUGCACGUCUUUCAAGCCCAGAUGCUCGGUUUGUACGAGCGGCUUUGGAAAGCCAGCGUUGACACCGAAGACCUCGCUUUGAAUGGCAAGGUGGACAUUCUCUUGAAGUUUGCCGAGAGCGGUCUAAAUUGCGACGACGCCAGGUACAAGCAGCUGGACAGCAAGCGACGCCUCUCGGUUCGCCACACCGCCAUGGGACUCGAGAACGUGAGUGUACCGCUGAAGGACUUCGCGAAGCCUGCAGGCAGACUUGCCAUAGAGAACCUCCUGUAUUUCGCCGACAAGUACAACUUGAGCUUCACCACGGCGAUCCAGGAAAACUUGUUCAGUUCUCCCGAGCACAUGUGCCCGCUGGUCGAGAGCAGCAUCCUGCUGACAGAGCUCUUGUGCCGCGUGUUCAGGGUCGGCAAGCCGGCCGGCGGCGGCAGCGACGACGAGGGCACCUUCUCGCUCAUGUACUUCUCCCACGAGUGCUUCUUCGAGGAGAUCUUCAGCGUCUGCAUGCUGCUCGUGUUCAAGACGUGGCGCGAGAUGAGAGCGUCGGUGGCGAGCAUCCGCAAGGUUUUCGGCAUCGUGAACGAGCAGAUCGGCCGGGCGCUCAGGCUCAAUCCGCACUGCGCGGACAUCAACGGCUUCCGCACGACGUUGUCGUCCCUGCCUUACUCGGAGAUCGUCAAGCAGCUGCAGCGGGAGAACGACGAACGCAAGGCGUCCGAGAGGCAGUCUCGAGCCGUGAACCAGCUGCGGGACUCGCUCCGUGCCGAUAUUGUCUCCCUGGUGAACGAGAACCGCAUCAACGUUCUCUGCAAGGGAGCGAGGUUCCAAAAGUACGGCGCCAAGGGGAACCGCAUCAAGGACUGUUACGUCUUCGUCAAGUUGGCCCGCAACCUAAAGGCCGUUCACUACGGCGAUUGCAACGCCACCUGCGAAGACGUCGACAUCGAGGAGCUGUCCGAGACCAUUCUGGUGUCGGACAUCGAAAUGAUCAACACGGGCACGUCUUGCCCUCAGGCGCGGAAGGCGGCCAGGCAGAUAGUCGACCUGGCGUUUUCCAUCGUGGUCUGUGGCGACGGGCAGCCGCUCAAUCUGGUGGCUCCUAACGCUAAGGUGCUUAACCGGUGGCUCGACGGGCUGGACGUCCUACUGGGCAACACCGCGAGCAGCAUCGAAGCGCGAGGAGACAUGGGCAUUCUGUUGGACAUGGAGGUUCGCCUGAGGCUGCUGGAGACCGAGGGCAUCCACAUCCCAGAGACGCCGCCUCCCGUCCCUCCGCCGCCGUCAAACUUCGACUUCUCCUCGAGGUUCUUUGGCAGCUUGUGAACCUAUUGUGUGUGUGCUGGCUGGUGCAGUACUAACCAGCCGCUGUUGUGUGAUAUUAACUAGUCUCGUUCGGCCUAUUCAUGCAGCAAAGGUGGCUUCGCGGCGUUGAAGUGGAUCCACUUGUAGAUAUUAUUGCUCACAUAUUAGCAAUAUCAAGUUUUGCAUUGGCACUAAAUGCAAGAAUAAGUCGCAUAUAACUAUUGGACAUAGAUCUAAUAUCGGGCACAAUUUCCAAACUUGGUCUUGAAAAUACGUAUUUGUGGUAAAUUAUGUCAAUAGGAGUCGAUCAAGGUAUAUUCAUGUUUGCUAAGCGCGCUCCGCGAUUUAUCGGUCUAUUUUCAUGACGCAACCUGUACGCCGGAGUAAGUUUCGCAGAGCAGGUAACCACUAUAGGUGUUUGCCGUUUGAAAGGCUUAAUAUUAUGACAUUACGCCAAGCCUGAAUGCGGAAAAUGUCCUACCAGCUGAAAGUGGCAUGUUAUGUAUGUGAAUACCGUUUAUCACUGGACUGCAAUAUGUUGAGCGACCUUUGGCGUAGUAAACGAGCUAGGAAGGUCGCCCGCAAUGCGAACUCUAGUUAGUGUUUUAACGAGUGUAUCUAUAGUGUCUACAACUGCCUUUGAGUCAAGUUCCUCCUGCAACUAAAGCAGUGCACAGUCAUCACCUUUAGUAAAAUGAAGUUAGACAUCUGAAUGAGUGAACGAGUCGUCAGAUCGCAGAUGCGCUGUAAAUGGUUACGGCGGCAUGACCUUCCUUCGCCUGUAUAUUUGCUGUAACCCAUAGAACGUUUGCACAAAUUAACGCCAAAGUUAUGUCCUC
Molecule: messenger RNA, 3613 nt
Organism: Dermacentor andersoni
Lineage: Eukaryota; Metazoa; Arthropoda; Arachnida; Ixodida; Ixodidae
Product: engulfment and cell motility protein 2-like
Biological process (GO): actin filament organization; cell motility
Cellular component (GO): plasma membrane
Source: RefSeq, a predicted model, not a curated record